AUGGCUUUUUUCGCCCUUCUAUGGAAGGCGCGAACAAUCGAAAAAUACAGACUAAACUAUGAAAGAGAAAAAAUCAAUUCUAUAGUGUUGGGAAAUACGCAAAUGGAACAAACAUUAUCCCAAAGAUGGAGCCACUAUAGACGUGAUACAAAAAAACGGAUUUCAAGAACAUUCAAGAAAUGGUAUCCUGAGGGCAGUAGUGUUGCAAAUUUUUUCUUGUAUUUACGAACGGAUCAGACAUUUCCCAACUUUCUGUUGAAGAGUGUGAUGGGAUUUGUGGGCGGCAUAAUACUGACGUACUUGUGUUUUAUGUUUUUCGUCUUCCAGCUCUCCAUAUCUCUCAUCCAUGCUACCAUCAUGAGUUCCAUCAUUGGAGUUCUUCUUACCUUAGGACUGGCUUUCAGUUACAGAAUAAGAUGUUUAGUAUUCCUGCUGAUCCCUCAAUUUUUCUCCCGCGUCGGAAGAUACACUCUGACCUGCUAUGCCCUGGUUCUCAUCCUGACAGGACCUGCUACUAAUACCUUGAAGAACUCGGAAGUACUAUCUGAAUCUAUGGCUUGUUCUCAAGAACAAAUAAAAGCAAGCGUGCACCAACUGAAUGACCUGAUGAAGAAACCGUUCACCACUAUGAAAGACUCACUGAAGGUGAUGGUGGACCGGCUGAAGAUGAUCACGGCAAAGGUGAAGGAAACAGUCGUGGAACUCGAUCGAUUGGUGCUAAGUAUCGUAAGCAUCAUCCAGUCUUCAUUCUCCUGGCUACAAUCAGUAGCAGACAUUUGCAACGCUCAGCUUGGAACACCAUACGAGCGUUGCAACAGUGCCAUGAAGGAAGGCAUAUCUGACUGCAAGAAGCACGUAGGCCCUGGGCUCUCAAAACUAUGCGAUGUGGCCUAUGUGGCUCAAGCUGCGUGCUAUUCCGUGAAACCCUUCAAAGCGUUUUGUUACGCUACCGACUUUAUGGAUGAAGCGAUUCUGGCGAGCGUUAAGAAGAAACUAAGAAACUUUAGUGAGCAUCUCCGAGCAAUGUUCCAAGUGGAAGUCCAUAUGCAUCACUCGUAUUCGUACAGUAGCAACACCAGCCGGUCUGCCAGCCAAGUGGCUGCUGGCAUCGUCACUGAGAUCAGGAACAGAGCUGAUCCCCUGCUCACAUGGCUCUCUUGGAGCUCUUGCGUCACCAGCUUGUUCUUGCUGCUUAUAAUAUUCAGAGCUAAAUACUACCAGCACAUGUACGAAACUCGAUCUCGUUUCGACAACCGUUACGUCACCAAGGAGUUGCAAGAGCUGGACUUGAAGAGACAGCGGCAGGGAAGGGAGACUGUACUUCCAUUGAAUAGGAGAGAGCGAGCUAAGUAUAUCAAUACGACGUCCUUUCGUCUAGUAGCUUCAGAAAAAGUAUACCUGAAUCGUUCAGCAGUGUUCAUGGCGAUCACUACCUUCAAGCUGCUGAUACACAUGGUGGCUGACUACAGCCUCUACUGGGUUCUGAUGACCAUACGUUACCAUGGGAGCUAUCAGACGGAAUUGAUGCCUGGUAUCCCCCACUCAGGAGCCCAUGUAUCUGGCAGUGGCUAUGUGGCGAGACUGUUCAGCUCCAUCAUAGGGAUCCUGGACAUACCGCUCUCCUUCCCAGCACCUUCGCCCAUAACCUGCCUGCCUGACCCCUACCCACCUGAUUUGCGAAGAUAUACACAGAUUGGAGUUCUCAUCUUCCUUCUAUGGUUCUUCGCACUCUUCGAACCGUAUGGUCUUCGGUUGCGGCAUCUGAUCAUGGGACAUUACAGACCGGAGCGAGCUAAAGCCAGAGCUACCUGGUUGUACAACCAUAUACUGAGAACUAGAGCAAGUUUUAUGAAAUUUGCUCGAAGAAAAUUGCAUCGUGACUACAAAUAUUCUUCAGGAGCAUCGCUUACGUUUCGUCAGUGGAUUGCGGAUCACAUACCCUUCCAGUGUCUCAAAUCUUUGCUGGGAUUAAGCGACAAGGAGCCACAUUGUCUACUGUGUGGCAUUACCCCAUCUACUGAACCAGAAUCUGAACUCACGAGAUGUCAGACUCGUGGAUGUCCAGGUAUAUACUGCAUGAGCUGCUUCCAAGAUAUUGGAGCAUUAUGCACAAUAUGCAUGUCACCUGCUGACUACGGGGACCUCAGUGAUGUCAGCUUGGAAAAAGGUUCUUCUGAUGACAGUGAUAGUGAGCACGGCGAUCCAGGAGGAGAGACAUUGCAUGAGAAUGUGCCUCUACUCCAAAUGGAGGAAGUAACUAGAAGAAAUUUUAAAAAGUCAUCCCACAGCUACGAUCAACGUUGGCAAUUCUUCAAUGAAAGUGGUCCAGCUGGACUAAUGGAUGCCAUCGAGAUGCCUACUAAUACCCAUGAACAAGGCUCUUCCGCUCCAAACAUUCUUAGACGAUUUCACAGUCUGACUAGUAAUUUGAGAAUACGUUACAAAGAAAAGCAAUACACCCUUGACUGGGUAACAAAAGUCCGAUCAGAAAACACGUACCACGUAAUACCUGAAGAAAAUAAUAACUUUCAUCCUAGCACUUUCGAAAUGGAAGAUAUGUUCAAUGAAACUAAAUCAGUCGGAGUAAAUACUGACAGAAACCGUGGUAUGAUAAUAAAUAUAUUGAUGAACAAUUUUAGCCAACGAAGGAUACAAUUCUUUCGAAAUAAACACAAAAAUAUGAAAUCUAGUCACAAACAAUACAAAGAACAGCAAAUGAAACACAAUGUCACUGAAACCAACAGAAAGACGAUUGUGUUCACUAAAACGUUACACUCAUACAAUUUAACUAUACCGCAAAUAAACACAAAGAAUAUUUUAAGAAACAAGAAAAAUAAUAAAACUAAAUGUAAGAUGAACUUGACUAAAGAAUUUAACGGCACAAUGAGUGUUAUGAAAUAUUUUAUGAAGAGCAGUGACAGUGACGUCAUGGAAGUUUCAAGCUACAACAACGAUAUAACUCCAGAUAAUGGGAAUACUGACUAUCCUCCCGGUGAUAAUACUGAAGAAGUAAACAAUUCUAUAGAUAACACAGAUAGUACGGCCCUCCCAGACAAGAAUAAUAAAAAGAAAAAUUCGAAGAACAAGAAACAGAAAAGACCAAGAAAACCAAAAGAUACGAAGAAAAAUAAAAAGAAAGGCUCUCGUCAUGGGAUCAAUGAGAUUCACACAUUCUUUUCUAGCCGAUGGACUAAUUUUAAAAGCAGUUUAAUGAAAUCAAAGAGGUCAGAUAGUCCAACGGCUAAUGAAAAGAAAAAUCAUAAAAGGAGAAAAAAGCGAAAAGGUUGCAGUCGAGAAGUUAUAGAAACUGACACUGAUGAGUGUUUUGAAAAAAAAGAUAUAAAACAGACGAGGAACCUUCGGAUAUCAGCAUUCCUAGCUGAACUGGAAUGGUCGAAGAAGGAGUAUAAGAAGGAGAAGGCUGCUGAAGGGAAAAACGAUUCGUUCUUAUUUCCCAAAGGCCCACAGCGGAUCGCUACUAAUAAAAUAGUAGGUAUGGUACAUCUCAAGAAUUUGCCCUUCCAGUGGCGGGAGGCGCCAAAGCAGGAUCCUCCCUGUGAGUGUCAAGACACUAAAUGUUCCUGUCCAGAAAAAUCUGACAAAUGUAUGAAAAUAUUUGGACGUCUAUCUAAAUGUAAGUGUAAAUCAUUUUACUUCACGGAAGUUUGUUAA
Spodoptera littoralis (African cotton leafworm) is the source of this 3672-nucleotide messenger RNA. The record is from the annotation of a GenBank genome assembly. NCBI's taxonomy places the organism in Eukaryota, Metazoa, Arthropoda, Insecta, Lepidoptera, Noctuidae.